CAUUAGCUGAAAUGGAAAGCUAACAGCGGGCAAGAAGUUUUCUGCUUGCACUUUAUUAAAGUCAAGCCACGCGUGUAUUCAAAGUCAUGGCAGACCAAGUGAAGUAGCAGUCCUCUGAUUUUACCGACACUAAAGCGGGGCUGCAGCAGGUGGAAGCAGCCGCCGCCACGGAGAUGGCAAACUUGAACUGGAAGCCGUUCAUCUACGGAGGGAUGGCCUCGAUUGUCGCAGAAUUCGGGACAUUUCCCAUCGACCUGACUAAGACCAGGCUGCAGGUCCAGGGUCAGUCCCAGUACACGGAGGUGCGCUACAGGGGCAUGUUUCAUGCCCUCUUCAGGAUUGGCAAGGAGGAGGGCAUCCGAGCGCUCUAUUCUGGAAUUUCUCCUGCACUGUUGAGACAAGCCUCUUAUGGGACAAUCAAGAUAGGAACCUACAACUCUCUGAAGAGGCUGUUUGUCAGUCAACCAGAAGACGAGACGAUGGUCAUCAACGUCUUCUGUGGUGUCGUGUCUGGAGUCCUGUCCUCUUCUCUGGCCAACCCCACUGACGUCCUCAAGAUCAGAAUGCAGGCGCAGGGCAGUCUUCUGCAAGGCAGCAUGAUGUCCAACUUCAUCAACAUCUACCAGACGGAGGGCACCAGAGGGCUUUGGAGAGGUGUCAUCCCCACAGCGCAGCGAGCAGCCAUUGUUGUCGGAGUUGAACUUCCUGUUUAUGACAUAACAAAGAAGCACCUCCUUCGCUCUGGCGUCAUGGGAGACACAAUUUUGACACAUUUUAUUUCAAGUUUCACGUGUGGCUUGGCGGGCGCGCUGGCUUCCAACCCUGUGGACGUGGUCAGGACCCGUAUGAUGAACCAGCGAGUUUUGUCGGGGAGCCCCAUGUACAAAGGAACACUUGACGGAGUGAUGCAGACGUGGAAGAACGAGGGCUUCUUCGCUCUCUAUAAGGGAUUCUGGCCUAACUGGCUGCGGCUGGGACCUUGGAACAUCAUUUUCUUCAUCACCUUCGAGCAGCUGAAGAAGCUCCCGUUUUAAUGGGAGCAUGAAGUGGGACUUCACUGGUCUGUUAGACUGUGUUGGGCAUAAGUGGGGUGUGAGCACGGCAGCACCUGGAGUUUUGGCACCAGUAUAAUCACACUCCCUACAAAUUCAUACCAAUGAUACGAUAUUACCCACCUGUCCAUGCUCAUCCAAAUCUUAUGUUGAUUUCUCUUCUGAAUUUGCAAUGUGUUUUAUUUAUUGUCACUGGUUAUGUUCUCGUACUGUUUUAAGGACCGUUGCUUUGGUGAUUACGCUCACCUUCAGCCACCUCCGACACUCCCCAGGCAGCUAAAUAUUUGGUUGUAGCAGAUGACUGAAAGUCUGGAAGACUAGGUUUAUUAUCCUCAAGCUGAUGGGAAAGACAGAGUUCACCGCCGCGGAUUGGGUGAGUUGAAUCUUGUGAACUUUGGCCUUUCUUAAACCAAGAGGAUUGUUUGCUCAGGAUUCCUGCGAAGAAAAACAUUGUAAUUUCUUUUGUUAAUAAGCCGAGGAAUUGCAGAAUGUCAGCUCACACAUGCACAUUUUGUGGAGGUUUUAAAAAAAGAAGAAAAUAUUAUGGAAUUUUAAACUGAUUGAAGUGUAGGAACCCUGUAUUUUAAAUGCGCUGGCACUGCAUGAAAUGUGCUCGGAUUUUACUGCUGAAUGUUGAAGAAUUGCAUGGAAGAGUGGUACAAAUAGCAGACUGACUGUUACAGGUUGUUUGACAGAGAGAGCAGAAUUAAGAAACUGACAGUUGCGAUUGCGACAUCCUGGAGGGACUGAUUAGUUGUUAACCAAAUUAAAAAUGUUUGGAAAGUGACACUCGGAGAUAUGUUGUUAUCUCUGGUACAUUAACGUGUGGAUAAAAGGUGCCACCCAGCCUCUGAAAUGCAAUUUUGAAUCUCUUAAUGAGUCGGAAAAAUCCCCUUUUUCUAUAUAAAUUUUAAACUUGUAGGAAAAAAAACUUUUUUGCUAUUUAUUGUUUGUCAGGCGAAGCAAUUUCCAGACAACACAAACUCUGAAUAUCUUAAACAUCUACUGAAGUUUUACUUGAAAAUGUCAAAAAUCUGAACCAAAGCCUCUUAUGAUAAAAGGGAAAAACAUUUCUCCCAUUUAUUCACAACCAAAAGAGGAUCUUUUCCUUCCUUUUUAUUUUAUUUCUUUAACUUUAAGGAAAUGUUCAAUCCAGAUCAGUCACUCCUGAUGAAUGUUUAUUUUGCUGUAGACAUCUCUGUUUUGUUUUGCUCACCUCCAGUCUGCUGCUGUAUUGGAAGCUAAUAACUAUAUUAUAAUUAUUAUCCAGUACAUAAUGUAAAUUGUUGUACAGACUCACAGAGAGGUGGAUGUAUUUUAUCCUGUCGUGUCCAGGUGCACAUAUGAUGCCUUGUUGCGCUAUUCUUACUGUUGUGUUCCUCGUUUUAGAUAAGUCAUGGCAUGAAAGGAGGAGGCGUGUUUUUGUGCCAAAAUGUAUUUCUACCAAACUGGGUUUCAUCUAUUUGUAGAUAAUUCUUAAAAGAGAUUUUGUUUGCAGCUACUCGGGGGUCUGCAUAAAAUUUGGUUGUCUGGAGAAACUCUUUGCUGAAAAGUGUAGUGUAGUUUGGAAUUGAUAACAGACUUUAAUUAAACGAAUAACAUCUCUAAAACAAACCAAAUGCAUUUUAAACAACUUGAUUUUUUAAUUCUCUUAACAAUAUCCGAACAGUAAUCUUUCCACAUGCUGCGAAUUAUCUCCAAAUACUGAUUGUCCCGUGUUUGAGAGAGUGUCCUGAGAGAGUGGCACUGCUGCAGCCUUACGCUUUAGGUUGAUCACCUGUUCUUAUUGCUGCUCCUCUGACCACAGAGGAGCAACAUGAUGGGGUGUCUUUUAGUUACUGUCUACAGAUUUUGAUUACAGUUCUCAAUAUUUCAGUUAAAAUAUAAAAAGCUGUUUUUGUACAUUUCAGUGCAUUUGUGAGGAGAUAUGUUCGGUGUUACCUCAGCGGUCAUGCUUUCCUGAGCCACUUAAAUCGUCUGUUAGCAGUUCUGCAUAGUACUCGAGUACAGCAAAGUAUGACAAUAUCUGCAACCUACAAUUCAUUCAUCUAUUUAAUUAUUUAUCUUCCUAUAGACUGUGUGCAGGUUCUGAUCAGGCUUAUUUGAAGUUUAAUCAGCUUGUUGAGUAAAGAGUUAGUCUGAGUGCAGGAGGUAAUCAUAGGAAUAGAGUCAAGGUGAAAACAUGUCAUUGUGUUUUUUUCUGUUUCAUCCACACUGAGGAAACAAAAAAGGCUCACAUGCUGAGAUCAGUUCAACCAUGUUUGAGAAAGCAUGGCCAGCUUGUAACCGGAUGAUAAUGAUUAUAAAUUUUUUUAGUUUGAAAAGAGAGGGAUGGGAAAAAAAGAGAGGGAUCAAAAAAGAGAGGGAUGAAAAAGAGAUUUUUGUAAUGGUUUGAGUGAAACGAUUAAGGUUAAUCACCAACAGUUUCAUUGCUAAACUGAAAUAUAAUGAUUUACUAAUUUUCUGUGUUUUGCUUAAUAAGUAAUUCAGAUAUUUCAAUUUUUGGACUCUUGGUCAGACAAAACAAGGAAUUCAAAAAUGUAAUCUUUGGGAAA
Messenger RNA from Plectropomus leopardus (leopard coralgrouper), 3607 nucleotides. RefSeq names its product solute carrier family 25 member 14 (gene slc25a14). Gene Ontology annotation, biological process: transmembrane transport. Lineage: Eukaryota; Metazoa; Chordata; Actinopteri; Perciformes; Serranidae. The record is from RefSeq and is a predicted model, not a curated record.